Messenger RNA from Saccostrea echinata, 1441 nucleotides. Its product is annotated as 5-formyltetrahydrofolate cyclo-ligase-like. Gene Ontology annotation, molecular function: 5-formyltetrahydrofolate cyclo-ligase activity. The record is from RefSeq and is a predicted model, not a curated record. The transcript is spliced from 4 exons. The coding region runs from base 64 to 750 and encodes 228 amino acids. Gene Ontology annotation, cellular component: mitochondrion. Lineage: Eukaryota; Metazoa; Mollusca; Bivalvia; Ostreida; Ostreidae. Gene Ontology annotation, biological process: folic acid-containing compound biosynthetic process; tetrahydrofolate interconversion.
UGAAAGAAGAAUUAAUCCGUCAUAAACAGCCGAAAGUUUAAAAAGAACUCUUGGCAGAUUACAAUGGCCCAGCAAAUGUCUGAAAAGGCUAUGAAAGCAGCACUCAGAAAAGAGUUCAAAGCCAAAAUAGCAGCAAUUCCAAAGAUAGUCAAAGAAUCCCACUCGAAAAUAGUAGCGCAAAUGUUUUUGGAUCUGCCAAAAGUGAAGAAAAGUGAACGUUUCAGUGUAUACUUGAGUAGGGAUGAUGAAGUGGACACAACGUUUAUCAUUAGGACUCUACUACAACAAGGAAAACAGAUAUUUGUUCCAUAUUACAAGGGAGAAGGCAUGAAAAUGGUUCCCCUGUAUUCAUGGCAGGAUUAUGAAAGGAUGCCGGAAACGUCCUGGAAUAUCAAGCAACCAGAGGAUGGAGAUAGGAGACCAGAUGCAUUAGACUUAGGUGGACUAGAUGUGAUAGCAUGUCCAGGACUUGGUUUUAGUGAAAAUUUCUUUCGCCUUGGAAGAGGAAAAGGUUACUAUGACAAGUACAUUCACAGAUGCAACUUAAUGCAGUGUGAACCCUUUCUUGUUGGACUGGCUUUUAAUGAGCAGAUGACUAGCACUGAUCUAGCACUAGGUGAAAGAGAUAAGCAAUUAUCCCUCAUUCUUUACCCGGACUUUAACAGAGUCCGACGCAGAAACAGUGGUGAGGCUACGAGACAGUUCAAACCGAUAUUCAAGACUUUUCUAUACACUUUCCCUGAUAAAUAAUUGAGCAUGAAAUUAUUGUAAAUGAAUGAUGAAUGAUUUUUUUUAAUUGUGGAAUAUGUGAUUUUAAGAUAUAGCGUGUAUGAAUUUAAUAUGCUGACUAAAUACAAGGUCACAUGUACAUCUACAUACUCAAAUCAAAGAUUGAUGAGAAUAUUUAUUCAAUUUGCCUCAAAAUUUUCAGUUGAACUUAAUCUCUUAUUGCCAUAUGUCAUUGUAAUGAAUUUCAUACUUGUGUAUCACAUAAAAUUGGAUUGGAUCUAACUCUGUGUGUAUUUACAAGACCACUUCCAAAACUUGAACCUACCUUGGGUCAAAUUACAUGUAAGAAGCAUGAAAUGAAAAUUGUUGCAUAAAAAGAUUUUAGUUUGAAGCUUUAUUUUGAGACUUGAGUAAUAAAUGAUGCUUUCAAUAGUUAUUACAGUCAAGCCUCGUUAAUCUGGAUAGUUGUGUUCCUGAGCAAAUUGUCUGGAUUAAUGAACGAUGACUGGAUUACUGAAACGUACCUAGUAUAGAUAAAUUGUUCCCCACUAAUUUUGUAUGGAAGGUGAAGCGUCCAGAUUUUUGAUGUCCAGAUUAAUGAGGAUCCACUGUAUUCAGUACUUGUUUAACUACAGGGUUUAUACAAAAGUAAAGUCAUAACUGCUAUGGAAUCUUUAAAAUGAAUGUUAUCAAUAAAAUUUUAUAGUUUUAA